Molecule: messenger RNA, 8310 nt
Organism: Trematomus bernacchii (emerald rockcod)
Lineage: Eukaryota; Metazoa; Chordata; Actinopteri; Perciformes; Nototheniidae
Product: spatacsin-like
Biological process (GO): synaptic vesicle transport; axo-dendritic transport; axon extension
Cellular component (GO): axon; dendrite; synapse
Source: RefSeq, a predicted model, not a curated record
UGUGACCCAGCUGCUGUUUUGACAGGAGGAACUGCCACAUUGUUUCUUCUUGUCCUUUAAUCUCAGUUUGAGGCUCCUUCCUUCCUGACUGUCUGUCCCCACCACAGAUGUCUCCCUAACAUCGGUGUGUUUCUGCGGAUGAUGAUGAUGAUGAUGGAGGAGAGCGGCUCCACGGAGGUGUGUGUGAUCCCGGAGAACCCUCACUGUGUCCGGGUGUCGGAGCUCCGGAGGGCGGACCUGGCCCCCGGAGGGUCGCUGCUCCUCGGCUGUCUGAGGGACCGGGGCCUCCUGGAGGUCCUGGACCCGGCCGACAGAGAGGCUCCCCCGGCAGAGGCGAGCGGGAGAUACACGGAUUUCUGCUGGGAGGAGGAGGGGGGGGGGCGGCUGCUGUCUGUCAGCUCUCAGUUUGAUCUGAAGCUUCUGGAAGCAGAAAGACCCUCAAAGAUCUCCAUCAGAUCUGAAGUUCCUGCUGAGCGCCUGCUGAAGACCCUGAGAGAGCAAGACCCCGGUGUGUGUGAGCUGCAGUCUCUCCAGGUGUUGUGUUUCUCAGCCGGCCGCGGCUGCCUGCUGCUCAACUCUGAUUGGCUGCUGCAGCUGCAGUGGCUGCAGACGGACGAGCAGCCGCAGACCAUCUCCUGCUGCAGAAUACACACACACACUGAUGACAGACACACACACUCUGCUGACAGCAACACACACACUGAUGACAGACACACACACUCUCCUGACAGCAACACACAUACUACUGACGGACACACAUACUCUGCUGACAGCAACACACACUCUCCUGACAGCAACACACACUCUCCUGACAGCAACACACACUCUCCUGACAGCAACACACACUCUCCUGACAGCAACACACACUCUGCUGACAGCAACACACACACUGAUGACAGACACACACACUCUGCUGACAGCAACACACACUCUCCUGACAGCAGCACCCUCUCUCCUAACAGCAACACACACUCUCCUGAUGGCCACAUACACUCUCCUGACAAAGACACACACUCUCCUGACGGCCACAUACACUCUCCUGACAGCAACACACACUCUCCUGACGGCCACACACACUCUUCUGUGCACCGCUGUGUAUGUGUGGUCAGAGAGACUCUGUUCAGCCUCAGCUCCUCCGGACUCAUCUCUGUGUGUAGCCUCAGUGAUGGCCGCCUGCUGGCCUCCAUCAACCUCCCUCUCUACCUGUCUGCUGCUCAGCCAGAAGAGGAGCUGCUCUCCUCCUCGUCCUCCUCCUGCGUCUCCUCCUCUUCCUCCUUCUGCCUCCUGCAGCUGUCGGCUGAUCUGAGCACAGCUGUGGCCGUCACUGAGAGCCACAGCGCCGCCGCCGUGCCCCUGGAACACUACUUCAGUCUGUUCCCGGACCACCUGCUGUGUGCCACCCCCCCCCUCCGACCCCCUCUGAGGCCCCUGAUGCAGGUGGACCAGGACUCCCUGUGGAGCUCCAGCUGCAGCCUCUCUUCCCUCGGAUCCACCUUCAGCACCGACCGCUCCUGGGAAGCUCGUCUGUCUUCCAUGUACAGCAGAGCCCAGCCUCCUCCCUCCUCUCCCUCCUCUCCCUCCUCCUCCUCUCCCUCCCCCUGGUCCUCCUCCCUCCCCCACCUGUACUCCCAGUCCUCCUCCUCCCACAGCAGGGUGCCUCUCGGCGGGGCGACCGUCUCCUUCUCCGUCCCCGAAUCCUCGGCUCCGUCGCUGCUCACCGUCACCGAGUUCUCCGCCCAGCUGACCUUCGUCUCCCCCGGCAACGCGGAGACCACAGUUGCAUUGUGGGAAAUGGAGUCCGGGAAUGUGACGCAACACCGAGCGGAGGGGGAGGCGGCUCCGGUGCAGCGAUGUGGAGAGAGGCAGCACCGCCUGCUGCUGAAGGACUCUGGUGUGUUUCAGGUCUUGUUCUCGGUGUCUCAGGAGGACUUGCUCAGCAGGCUGAUGUUGUUCGGCAGCGCAGCCACGGUGGACGCAGUUUGUCACCUGAACAGCUGGGGGCGCUGUUCCAUCCCCAUCCACUCCCUGCAGGCGGGCCUGAAGAACCGUCAGCUGGACACGGUGGAUUUCUACCUGAAAAGCAAAGAGAACAUCCUGAACCCCCAGAACGAUCAACCCCCCCCACAGAGCCUCACACACAGUUUCCAGGAGCUGUGCUCGGCGUUGGAUCUGCUCUGCUCGGCGGUCAGAGAGUCGAACAGCGAGGCUCAGAGUCGUCAGUUUUCCGAGCAGCUGCUGAACAUCACGCUGAGCUUCAUCAACAGACAGAUCCGCUCAGUGCUGACCAACACACAGCACGAGGAUCUGAGCGUGCAGGUGGAGGUUCUGGAUCGCUACGUCACGGAGCUCAGGAGAUACAUGAAGAGGUUCCCCUGGCCUGUAGGGGGCGACACCUGCAGCACAAACUCUGCUGAGGCUGCCCCCCUGCAGGAGGAAGAGGAGGAGAGGGAGGAAGAGGAGGACGAGUGGGAGAAACUGCAGACGGAGGAAGUGGUGCGGCGCUCCAUCCUGACCAAUCAGAUACCUCGGGCUCAGGCGGUGCUGAGGGGGCGGGGCCUGAAGGAGCAGCGUCUGUCUGCUCUGAGGAGGCGGGGCCUACAGGAGGUGUUCACCUGUCUGCAGCACAGAGACCUGCACACUGCCAACACUCUGCUCACUAACAUGGGCUUCAGCGUAAAGCAGCAACUCCGCAGUAUCUGCCUCUUCACCGACGACUACGACCUGCGGGACUUCGUGGUGGAGGAGCUGUCAGGGCGGAGGUUCCUCCCCGAGGAGGAGGUGCAGAGCGUGGAGUUCAUGAAGCAGAUGGAGAGGCUGGGGUCCCUGCCUGCUGCCCGCUCUGCAGAAACACCUUCACACAGGGGGGUGCAGAUGGUGCUCAGGGAGGGGGGUGUUGGGGAGGAGGUUCUGCAGGAGCUACUGUUACAGAGGAGUGAGGAGGAAGAGGGAGGGGGCCUCUGGAAGACCCUCAGGCUGGACUGGGUCAGGAACUGGGACCAGAGCUGCAGGACGGCUGUGCUGCUGUCCAGACUGCCUCACACAGAGGUGACUUCCUGUGACUCGGCGUUGUUGUGGCGUUACCUGACGUCUCUCCACGACCAGCGCCGCAUCAUCGACUGGAUCCAGAACGAGGAUGUGAACCCAGAACUGGUGAACAAUAACACAUCCUGUAGCUUGUUCCUGAGGGAGGAGAUCCUCGACCUACUGGCCAGGAGGGGGGUGUUGGUGCAGGAGGAGCUGUGUGACCUCCAGCUGCUCCUGUGGAGACUCUCUCAGGGAGGGGGGGUGAUGUCAGGUUCCCCCUCCCUCCCUCAGUACCGCUCUCCUCUGGGUCUGGACCUCCACAGCCUCUUCAUCUCUUUCUGCGUGAAGCACAGCCUUCACUUCCUGCUCUACAGCUACCUGCAGCACCACAGGUUGACCCCCAGGAACUGUCCGCUGCUGACCAAUCAGAGCCUGUCUGAGAGCGAGCCCUGGUUUGAGAUGAUGGUGAAGAUCCAGGAGAUCAGCACCGACCUCUCAGAUCCAGGCCUGGUGUUCUCUGCCUCCCUCUCCUCCUCUCAGGUGUUGUUACCUGGCUCCGGGGCCUCUCUCAGCUCUCUCCUGCUGGAGGGCCACAGUCUGCUGGCUCUGGCCUCCCUCAUGUUCUCCCCCGGAGGAAUCGACCAGGUGGCGUCUCCGGGCCGGGCGGAGAGGACGGUGGACGCUCAGCUGCUGAAGAUGGCGUUGACCCCUCACCCCAAACUGAGAUCAGCUCUGUUCCCCCCCGGGCCCCGAGGAGGCGGAGCCACCUCCGACGUCUCCGUCUACCACCUGCUGCAGGCGCUGCAUCCUCUGGAUCCGUGCCGGCUGUUCGGCUGGCAGGCGGCAAACACCCUGAACUCCAGCGAUCUGUCGGAGCUGCCUCACUUCUCCAGCUCUCACCUGGUGAGCAGCUUCGCUCUGAUGGAGAAUCUGGACUUCCUCUACUUCCUGCGUCAUGGCCGCCCCUCCUCUGCCUUCGCCACCUUCCUGAAGCAACAGCUGAGCGGCAGCUGCGACGUCCCACUGCUCCUGCAACAGGCUCUCCAGCAGGUGUCCCGAUUGGCGAUGCAGUGUGUGUGUGUGUCGUCGAUCACCGCAGCGUGUGUGUGUUUCUACGAGCUGCUGGGAGUCUGCAGUCUGAAGCUGAGGGUCGACAUCCGAGCGCUACACACUGUCCUGCAGACACACAACACACACUCUGCUACACACACACAGUCUGCUGCUACACAACACCUGCACAACCUGGGUGUGCGGCUGGCGGAGGCGGAGCCUGGAGCAGCGGAGCAGCUGAUUGGCUGCCUGGAGGCUGCAGUGACGGACAGCCUGGAGCAGAGAGGCGUCGCCAGGUCCUCCUACGAGGCGGCUCAGGAUUGGUCGCUGCCGGUUCAGUUCUGUCAGCUUCACUCUCUGCCUCUCAGCUCUGUUUACGCCUCUCACUGCGCACAGGACGCACACUUCAUCAACUUCCUGUUGUUCGUCCAGCUGCACAACUUCCCCCCCCAGCAGGUGAGGUCUCUGGCGGCUCAGUUUGGCCCCGCCCUCCAGGCGCACCUGAGCCUGGCCUUCCAGGAGCUGCAGGUGUUCAGCCAGAGGGAGGGAGGGGGGCUCAGUGGCCCCCAGGAGCAGACCCCCCACAGAGAGGAGGCCCCCCACAGAGAGGAGGAUCUGCUCCUGGUGCUCCUGAAGAGCCAGGAGGAGGCAGUGCCCGACAGCUUCCUGCUGAAGGAGGCGCUGGAGCAACGCUGCCCCCUGCUGGCUGUGAUGGCCGCCUGCCAACAGGGGGCGGAGCUUGUUCCCUGCCUCUGUGUGUGGGUGUUGACCUCUGUUGAUGAUGUCACGUUCGGGGAGGCCACCUCCCACCUGGCCGACGCCCCCCCCCACCACCAGUGGACUCUGCACGACCUGUCAAUCAUCUGGAAGACGCUUUUGGGGCGGGGCCACGUCAGACCUCUGCUGCGAGGAUUCAGCCUCUUCCAGAGGGACUGUCCUCUGGUUCUGGUGCUGCAGAUGUUUGAGCUGUGUUGUGACUACAGGAACUUCUCUGAGGCCAAAGCCAAGCUGCUGGACUUCCAGAGGACCCUCAUCUCUAUGAGGAGUUUGCCCCCAGGCCCUGAGGCUCUCCUCCCCCUGCAGUGGGUGGAGAGCCAGGCCUCGGAGCUGCUGCUCUCCACGCUGCAGCGCUGCUCCUCGCAGUACGACCUGCACCGCCUGCUGCUGCUGCUCAGAGACGUCCACAAGCUGCUGAAGUCCAACGGUCCGGACUUCAGGAAGCUGAGUGAGCUGAGUGAGCUGCUGCAGGGGUCAGAGGUCAGCCUGCCCCCCCGCCUGCUGCAGUGCACCUCGCCCUCCGUCCAGCAGGAGGAGCUGCAGGCGGUGGUGGACGCUCUGCAGGAGGGGGGGCGAUUCAGAGAGGCCCGACAGGGGGCGAUGCUGGGGGGGCUGCCGACACACACACUGCUGCUUACACAGCUUCUGCAGGACGUAAACUCCCAGAAGUCCAAGCGGCAGUGGAGCAGACUGGAGACGCGUGUUUCUCUCUGGAGGAAAUGUCACGAUCAGCUGCAGGCCGACGGCAUCGACCCGGAGCCGGCGUCCCUCUUCUUCCUGUCGCAGACGAAGAAAGAAUCCGGGGGGGCGGAGCUUCUGGAGGUGCAGGAGUGCUGCCUGCUGCUCCUCCUCUCCUCCCAUUGGCUGUCCAGACUCGUCCCGGCUCCAAGGGGCCGCCUGGAGAGCCUGGAGAAGCAGCUGUGGGCGGAGAGGGUGAGGGGGCGGGUCUUAGCCGGCGCCACGGAGAAACAGAGCGUCUUCAACCUGUCAAUCACCCAGGAGACGACCUCAUCAUACGAGCUGAUGGUGAAGGAGUUCUGCUUCUCCAACAUCCCAUGCAUGAAGGAGGAGGAGGGCCUCAUGGCGGAGGAGGGCCUCAGGGCGGAGGAGGGUCUCAGCACGGAGAUGGGUCUCAGCAAGGUGGAGGGCCUCAGCAUGAAGGAGGGCCUCAGCAAGGAGGAGGGCCUCAGCAUGAAGGAGGGCCUCAGCAUGAAGGAGGGCCUCAGCAUGAAGGAGGGCCUCAGCGCGGAGGAGGGUCUGAGCAUGGAGGAGGGCCUCAGUGUGGAGGAGGGUCUAAGCAAGGUGGAGGGCCUCAGUGCGGAGGAGAGUCUGAGCACGGAGGAGCUGCGUGAGGAGGACACGCUGAGUCCAGAGGAGAGGUGCAUCCUGGGAACGCUGGUGGAUCAGCUGUUGGAUGAAGGGAGCAUCCAUGAGGCCAGCAGGGUGUGCAGGUACUUCUCUCUGCAGCACGGAGACAUGAAGCUGGUGCUGCGCUGCAGGGGGAUCGCCUCUGGAGACCUGAGGCCACAAACAGAGGAGGAAGAGGAGGAGGAGGAAGAUCUGCAGAAGAAGAUCACCAGCUUGCCCUCGUUCAGCAGCCUCUCGUCCUUCGUGGUUCUCCCCCUCCCUGAAGACCAGGUGGCCGUGCAGCUGCAGAAACUGGUGGAUCAGUGCCGGCACGGAAACAACUUCUGCAGACAAGUCCUCAGCCUCUACCAGCUCUCCAAGGAGCUGCAGCUGUCCUUCAGGCAGAUCCACAGCCAGGACCCGGGCUCGGUUCUGCAGAAUCUGCUGCAGUCGGAGCAGCCGGAGCGUUUCAGGAAGGCCCGAGCGUUCAUUAAGGCUCAGAGCCUAUCAGCAGAGAGCGUGUCGGGGCUGCUGGCCUCCAGCCUGAUGAGGGCGCUGCUGGACUCCAGCACCGAGCUGCAGCCCGAGUGUCAGGUGUUCAGGCCGGCAGAGGGGCGGGACUCCCUGCUGUCACUCAUCAAACUCUGUAACGAUCCAAACCUGGUGGGAGAGAAACUGCUGCAGAACCUGAGCUGUGUUCCUCUGAGAGAGCUGAGCUGCAUCGUGGAGCUUCUGAUCGUGGCUCACGACUGCUUCAGCCUCACCUGCAACAUGGAGGGAAUCGUCCGAGUGCUACAGGCCGCCCGACACCUGAGCCACGCCCACCUGGCCCCCCGAGAGCACUACGGCCUGCUGGUGCGUCUCCUCACAGGGAUCGGCAGGUAUAAUGAGAUGACGUACGUCUUCGACCUGCUGCAUCAGAACCAUCGCUUCGAGAUGCUGCUGAGGAAGAAGAUGGACACAGACAGAGGACAGAGCUCCAGCCUGAAGACGGCUCUGCUGGAUUAUCUGAAGCGAUGCCUCCCUGCUGACAGCGAGAAACACAACAUGGUGGCGCUGUGCUUCAGCAUGAGGAGGGAGAUCGGAGAGAACCACGAGAUGGCCGCCCGAACGCAGCUGAAGAUCAUCGAGUCCCAGGCCUGGGUGGUGACUCCUGAGCUGAAGAGUUCUCUGGUCAAGGUGCUGGGUCUGCUGAAGGACGCUGCAGAGAGCUUCUCCAAGGACUCGUGUGUGCGUCAGGCGACUCGCUGCGUGCGGACAGCGAAGCUUGUGGCUCUGCAGCUUCACUUCCUGAAGCAGGACUCAGACCUGCAGCUCGUCAACCUGCAGCCUCCGGAGCUGCUGAGCGCCGUCACCGCGCUGCCGAGCUGCUACCAGGUUUUGGUGGUGGCCGAGGCGUACGGCUACAGUCCGGACUGGCCUCACAUUUUGUUCCAGAAGGUGAUCCUGAGCGGAGACUUUGUUUACCUGGAGGACUUCAAACGCCUCCGCCCCCUCACCUCCGCCCUGUUCGAGGACAUCUUCAAAAAGCUGGACGGGGCUCCCUGCAGUGUCUCUAAUGCUCGCCGCCUGCUCUCUCACUGUGAGCACGUGUUCAGCCGCUACAGACUGGCCUACCAACAGAACCUUCUGGACGUCAGCAAGGCUCUGCUGCAGGACACACACUCCUCUGGAUACCUGAGGGACCGGCUGGCCAGCUGAUCCAAUCCCCACCAGAACCACCGGCUGGAAUACAGAGAGCUGCAGGGAUGUGGUGUUCCUGUGCUGGUCCCUGAAGGCAGCAUCUCCCUGCUCCAAUGGGAUUCCUCCGUGGGAGUUUUGGAUUAUUGCAGAAAAUAAUCUCUGUGUCAAACAAACUCACACGUUUAGUUCAGCAGUGAGGAAUCUACUCACCACACACCUUAGUUCAGACUAACAACCAAAAACACAUUCAGAAGACCAUUGACUUCCAGACCAGGGGACAGGAAGUGGUAACAUGCUGACUCAUUUCAGGGUUUAGGACUCAUUCCUGCACCACUGAUGAUUCUCUCUUUGAAACGGAUGAUUCAAAAUCUUCACAGAAAUGAUGAAAUUACACUUUAAAAAUGUACAUUAAAUACUCUUUCUAACGUG